ACAUUUAAUAACUAAAGCAUGGGAAUUGCAGUCCUUUGCGCUAACUAUAAUGAAAACGGAAGAACGCCACUUUGCAGAGGCAUGUGCAGAACAGUUUCAAACUGUGGCAUGCAAGUGGGAAAUUGAAAGAAAAGUUACAACCAUUGGGACUGACAGUGCACGCAAUAUGAUUGCUGCGGCUCGUAUUCUACCAUACGAGCAUAUGCCCUGUAUCGCGCACGUCAUACAGAGAAGCAUCACUGUGAGUCUCGCUGACAGCGGAUUUGUUCCUGCAUUAGCCAAGUGUCGCAAGAUUGUGGGACAUUUUAAACACAGCCCGGCAAACUUAACGGAGCUGAAUGCAGAGCAGGUGAAACUCGGACAGCAGCAGGAGCCACUGAUCCAAGACGUUCCAACGCGGUGGAAUUCCACACUUGAAAUGGUCAAACGCAUCAUCCCCAAUCAAGCAGCAAUAAAAGCAACCCUGGAUCAACAGCAGCAUAAUCUCGUCAUGCUGACGCCAGCAGAAUGGGAUAAACUCCAGAGACUGGAGACCCUUCUAGAGCCCUGCCGGUAUGUGACUCAGAUCCUGGGUGGGGAGGCCUACGUCUCCUGCUCAGUGGUACUACCUGCCCUCUGCCACUUACACCGUGUAAUGGAAACUUCUGAUGAGGACCCUGCAUACAUGAUUAGAUUUAAGACCAAAUUCAAAGACGACCUAGGCUCCCGCCAAGAACACACCAACAAUGCAUGGCUCAAGAUUGCAACCGCACUGGACCCACGUUUUAAGGACUUGAAAAGUGUGCCCAAGGCAGACAGAGAGGAGGUGUGGACCAAACUUGGAGGCCUUCUGCGUGAAUCACCUGGAAGACCUUCACACACUACUGAAGAUGGGCCACCCAAGAAGAAAAUGAACCUUCUUCUACAGCUGGGCUCAGAUUCAGAAUCAGAUGAAGAGGUACAGCCUGACAGAGCCUUACACAGGUACAGAGCAGAGCCCACCAUUGAAAUGACGGACUGUCCCUUGCAGUGGUGGUCAUCUCAUGCAGGAGCCCAUGACAAGCUGGCUCCGUUGGCUCGGAAAUAUCUAGCCACUCCUGCAUCCUCAGUUCCCUGUGAAAGACUCUUCUCACUUGCCGGUCACAUUGUGCAAAAGAAGCGGUCAGCUUUACUCUCAGAAAAUGUGGACAAAUUGGUUUGCCUCAGUAACUGGCUAAAGGAUGAAUAGAGAAGCGGGCCACAUGUAAUUGUGUAGGCCAUGUUCUUUUGGUUUGAUAAAAAAGAGAAAUCUCUUUGUUUUUCCUUUGUUGAAGAGAAAUGGCCAAGAU
Entelurus aequoreus (snake pipefish) is the source of this 1307-nucleotide messenger RNA. RefSeq names its product E3 SUMO-protein ligase ZBED1-like. The record is from RefSeq and is a predicted model, not a curated record. Gene Ontology annotation, molecular function: protein dimerization activity. NCBI's taxonomy places the organism in Eukaryota, Metazoa, Chordata, Actinopteri, Syngnathiformes, Syngnathidae. The coding region runs from base 50 to 1207 and encodes 385 amino acids. The transcript is spliced from 2 exons.